AUGAAGAACUGUGUUUUAUUAUUCUUCGUUAUUUUAUCUUUUUUAUCGAUUUGUACAACGAAUGCAUUAUACAAUAAUAUCACUUUUACAGACCCAGAAAAUGAUCUUUUUUUGACAAAAAGAACUUUGUAUGUAGAUGGUACGAUUUUGGUGCAACUUCAACGUCCUCAUCCUUCCAUUCCUAAUUGUUGGGACCCGAUAUUACACUAUCACAUUUAUCAUCCGAAUAAUACAAUGAGCUCUAUCAAAAUAACAGAUCAUGGAGUCCCCGAAUUUAAUUUUUGUCUAAUGGAAGAUGGAAAAACGAAUUAUUUAACAGUCACUUCUCUAAAUAGCGGAUUUUUUAUUUUAUCCUAUUAUAACACUGUUGAAAAAUCUUCAGCUUCUUUGUUUGGAAUUACCAUAUCUUGGGAAGGGAAGGUCCUAAGUUCUAAUUAUCUUCAUCCGGCUUGUUAUCAUAAGGUUGAAGGAUACCUCGUACGACCUACAUUUAUAAUUUCAAAUUUAAAUCCGGAAGACGGAUUUUUUUUUUCAGCUCAUGAUGGCGAAUAUAUUUAUUGGAAACAUUUUAGUUUACCAGAUAGUACAGGAAAUAUUCAUCCUCUCGCUAACGGAACGAUAAAUAACAAGAAUGUUCUUGGCAUUUGGUCAUAUCCGAUUGUAAAUCAAGGCUUUGCGAUAUCAUACACAACAAAAUCCAUCUUAUCUGACACUUUUCCCAAUGCAAUAAUAGACCAAGAGUAUUAUGAAAGUUAUAUUUAUUUUUAUUUUCACGAUGUUCAAGAUAAAUUGAAUGGACCUUUCUUGAUACAUCAAACUUCUUCAAAAUCUUUGGAGUUUAGCGGAAUCAAUUGUGAUGUGGAUUAUAUCGGGAAUGGAAGUGCUUGCAUUAUCAGCUAUACUAAAUUUACGGAAGAAAAUGAACCUAUUCCUUACAUCUUACAAGUCUCGUUGCUUUCUUCCGGAUCGGUGACAAGAAUCGUGCAAUUACCAUCCAUACCACAUUCAUUUGGAAUAAAUUUACACCCUUUCUUAUUUGGUGGGUACUUGAUGGUAGCUUUCGAAAAUGAUUCCAUAUAUGGAUACAUCAUACAUACAGAUGGAACGCUAUAUGGAGGUUGGGAUUUACCACAACCCUUGCCACUUCAAAACUAUAAUAAUGGUUCAUAUAAUUUAAUGUAUUCCGUAAUGAGUAACAAUGAAAUUAAGAUCAUUCAAAAGCAACCUGAUAAUACUUGGAAAAUGAUGAUUUCUCGGGUACCAAAGUUUAGUGGUUCAGAAAACAAAUUUAACAAUCCAACAAUAAUGUCAAUAAAUCCAACUAUAAACUCGAUAAUUAAUGAACAGAUAACGAACAUUUCAAUAACUUAUGUUGAACCGGAAAUAAAAAAUACACUUACUCAAGUAAAUAAAAUAAACGGACUGUUUAGAUUAACGAUUGAAGGAUCGUAUUCUUAUUUAUCCUUCAAUAGCACGUUAAAAAAUUCAUUCGCAGCAAAUAUGACUAAAGAAUUGUCAAACAUAAUACCAAUUGACGAAUCGAGAAUCAAGGUUUCAUCAGGUUUUCAACAUGAUUCGGAAUCUCGUGAUCACAUUAUUUUAUCAUUAACCAUUGAUGACACUUAUAAUAAAACACUAAAAAGUGCCGAAGAAAUCAUGAAUAAUUUUAUUACAUUAUUAUCGUAUAAAGAAUAUGGACCUAUCAAAGAUACUAAUCAUCUUUCAUACUUGGAUGACACCUAUGGUUUUAAGAUAAGUCGUAUGUAA
Messenger RNA from Funneliformis geosporum, 1767 nucleotides. Lineage: Eukaryota; Fungi; Glomeromycota; Glomeromycetes; Glomerales; Glomeraceae. The record is from the annotation of a GenBank genome assembly.